Messenger RNA from Cydia amplana, 1330 nucleotides. Its product is annotated as divergent protein kinase domain 2A. Lineage: Eukaryota; Metazoa; Arthropoda; Insecta; Lepidoptera; Tortricidae. The transcript is spliced from 3 exons. Bases 88 to 1326 code for a protein of 412 amino acids. The record is from RefSeq and is a predicted model, not a curated record.
AAAUAGCUUUCGACUCGCCCGAAUUCAUAUUUUCAAAAAAAUUAAAUCGUAUCACUUAAAUUGUCUUUUAAAGUAAACUCGGACCAAAUGACUCGAACAUGGGACAAAUUAUACAAGCGAUUCUUGCGACGACGACUAUGCACACGUUUUUUAUUUAUGAUCAUAGUGUUUACGACUUCCUUUUCAAUUUCUGUCUUAUUAUUCGGCGACUUAAAAUCCCCUGUGGUGAUGCAUAUUACAGAUUUAGACCGCUGCCCGGCCUGCUACGGUGUGUCCGUUUGUCCGGAACUCUAUUCUAACCAGAUAAUGUUGGAAAGCGGUAAUCAUUGGUCUCGCAUGUUCAACGCUAAGAAUGUAUACUACGGGUACACAAAGUCGAAUCGCCGAGUUGUUUUGAAGAAGUUAGCACAGAAUUGGGAGCUACAAGAGUUUGACUCGAAGUUGUGUAAGAGUUGGCAGUUAAAAGAUGACUGUAAGCCUAGAGAUUUGUUGAAUUUGAGUAACAUUGUUAAUAAAAUCAAGAAUAUGGUUCAUUAUAACUUCAGCUGGCCGGAUACGGAGCCAAGGAAGGGGCUCGUGUUCUGCCCGUACGCUACAGGCAUCCUGGAUUUCAUAAAUACUAGUAACAAAAAAUUUACUGAUUCUAAAUCUGAUCUAAUCAAUAUAUGGACAAGUUUGAGCAUCAACCCAGAACCCUUGAUAUUGAAGGUGAUCCCAAAAUCCAAAGGUUGGCCGGUCCCAGCGUACGGAGGGGUGUGCGGCAGACUUGUUGUGGAGGCCCAUGAGGGAGAAUCCUUAGCGUCCCUCCUGCAUGUCCCCUGGCAUCGGAAACUGAAGUUCGCCAAGAAGAUCCUAGAUGCUGCCAUGGAUUUCACUUUUAAACACGACAGAUUUCGCUUCUACCUCAUGGACUGGUCUUUAGACAACAUAGUUGCCAACGAAAAGGACGAUAUAUCUUUCGUCGACCUUGAAGAUGUUAUCGUCCUUGACAAACACAUCUACCCUGGAAAGGACCUCCCGUCCUGGUACCAACGGUACACCCGAGAGCUCAUGGGUUCCGGAUUCACAUUUUCCAUUGAGAACAUGUGUAUACACCACCUAAGUGACCAUAAUCUUUGGGCUGCAUGCUACAUUUUAGCUGGAGAUGAAAUGCCACUCUUAUAUCCUAUACCUAAGGAUGUCAAUGCGUACAGGCCUUAUUUAGAUAAGCUGCUGAAAGGCUGUCUGAAUGGUGAGGACAGGUUUAGCAGCAUAACAAAGCUACAACAUGUGGUUAAAGAGAUGCUUAUGGAUGAAAAGAUUGUUGGUACCAUGAUUGUGAGAUGAUAAU